Saccharomyces mikatae IFO 1815 is the source of this 591-nucleotide messenger RNA. Its product is annotated as acetyltransferase. The transcript has a single exon. The coding region runs from base 1 to 591 and encodes 196 amino acids. The record is from RefSeq and is a predicted model, not a curated record. Gene Ontology annotation, molecular function: galactoside O-acetyltransferase activity. NCBI's taxonomy places the organism in Eukaryota, Fungi, Ascomycota, Saccharomycetes, Saccharomycetales, Saccharomycetaceae.
AUGGGUGUAUUGGAAAACAUAGAACCUGGCGAGCUUUACGAUGCGAACUAUGACCCAGAUCUUUUGAGAGUUAGAAAAGAGACUAAAAUUAAGUUGCACGAAUAUAAUAACACCAGCCCUGCUGAGGAAGAUAAAAGAAACCAAAUCAUCAAGGAAUUGUUGGGAAGCUGCACUGACAACUUCAUCAUUGAACCUCCCUUUUACUGUGAUUAUGGUAGUAACAUCCAUAUCGGAGAGAAUUUCUACGCCAAUCACAACCUUAUUAUCCUCGACGGGGCAAAGGUGCACAUUGGUGACAACGUCUUUCUUGCCCCCAACGUUGGAAUCUACACGGCAGGCCACCCAAUCGAUGUGGAAAGACGUCUUCAAGGUCUAGAAUAUGCCAUGCCCGUGACCAUUGGUGACAAUGUAUGGAUCGGCGGUGGGGUCACUGUGAUUCCUGGCGUGACCAUAGGAAAAAACACCGUGAUUGCCGCUGGUAGCGUUGUGAUUCGUGAUAUACCAGAAGGUGUGGUUGCUGCAGGCAAUCCCUGCAAAGUUAUAAGAAAGGUGACUGAAAAGGACAGUUUGACCAAGAACUACAAAAAAUAG